CCGCCGCCGCAGCCCGUCAGGAUGAGCGCCUCGGGAGCCUGAGCCCAGGAGGAGGGAGUAAGGGAGGAGAAGACCCCGGGAAGGAGAAGGGAGCGCCGGCUGUUGCGUCCCGCCUUCUCCCCUCUCUCUCCGGCUCCCUCCCUCCCUCCCUCGGCCGCGCGCCUUUCCUCGCUGCUGGAGCCCAAGCAGCCCAGUUGGAUGUUACCAGCCGGCGCGGGGCCAGGCCAAGAUGCUUCUGGUUUCCCCAAGGGUAGAAGCACCACGCAUGGAGGCGCAUCUGCCGGGGUCCAUUAAGCGGAAGCUGGACGAUGAGAGCUGCCUGGCCUCGGGCGCCAUGCACGACGCCAUCUUCCCGAGCGACCACAAGAGACUCUGCCUGGAGGACGUCACUCUUUCGUGCGCGGACAUGCAGCACUCUCCCUUCUCCGCCAACCACGGCGUGGCGGGGCACGGGAUGCUCCUGGAGAACAACCACAUGAACGGCAGCGGCCUGGGGUCUCCGUUUUCCGUCCCGCCCAACAGCGACGUGGCGCAGAAGGGACCCAUCAGUGGCCAUUACGACGAGAAGGGCAGCGGCCUCCAUUCGGUGGACCAGGAGCUGCAGGACCUGUUGGAAGAGCUGACCAAGAUGCCCGACCCGUCGCCCAACGACUUGGACCUCGAGAAGAUCUUGGGAAGCAAAUCCGAGGAACCUCUGGGCGGCCUGGGCCACCCGCCGCCGGCCAUCAACACCGCGCCCAAGCCCUCUCCGCAGGCCCCGCACGGGGACACCCACAUGCCCAGCAAAGACUUCUCUCCCGGGUGCAAUCCGACCGGUGGUGGGUCGCCCCAGAUGAGGCCUUCUUCAGCCGGAGCCAGCUAUCCUGUCAAAACGGCCGCUUCGCCCAUUUCUUCAAGCGCCCCAAACAAGAGCCAGGCUCAGCCGAUGCUCCCAGUGCCCUUGUCCAACAUGACGGGUCCGAACUGGCACGCGCAGCAACUGAAGCACUUGGCGGCCAGCAAGCAGGUCCCCACCACCAAGCACCAAGGCCCCGGCUGGCCCCCCAUCUCCUCGCAAGGCCUCUCCCCUCCGUACCGGCAAGGGUCGUCCCCGCACCACCCGCCCUUCAGCCCUCAGAACGUCAUGGUGUCCGGGAUGAGCGGCAGCAGCAGCAGCAUCCAAAGCCCCCAGAACUCCUUGCUCUCCAGCAUCACGUCCAGCAGCAAUCCGUCCAGCGGCCCGUCCCCUCCCUUUGGGCCCGAGAAGCUCUCCAGCCCGGCCCUGAACCAGCAGCCCUUCAGCCCCCCCAACCCCAUCCUGCCCAACAUCUCGGCCUCCAGCAUCCCCAACAAAAGCCCCCAGAGCAGCGGGCCUUCCCCGCCCUACCGCCCGGAGAAGCUCUCCAGCCCCGCUCUGCACCAGCCGCCCUUCAGCCCCCAAAGCGCCCUCAUGCCCACCAGCAACCCCCCCAGCCUGCCCAGCUCCCUCUUCAAGGCCCAGUCCAAGGGCAUGGGCAUGAUCCUGCAGCCGUCCCCCAACGGCAUGCAGCCCGGGCUGGGGGGCGAGGGGCCCGUCGCGCAGGACCAGUUCUCCUUCAACAACACCAAGCCCCUCUCCCACUUCAGUUCGGACCCCGCAGCGCCCCAGAAGAUGUCCCCCAUGGCCGCAAACUCCGGGCAGCAGUCGCUCAUUCACUAUCUCCAGCAGCAGCAGCAGCAGCAGCAGCAAGCGGCCACUUCGCAGCAAGCCCAGCAGGUUAACAACAGCCAGUUCAUUCAGCAGCAGUUGCGGCAACUCAUGCAGCCCUCUCGCAUGCAGCGGCAAGGGCAGCCGGCCCCGUUGCCGUCGCCCACCCGGCAGGACCAAACGCCUGGGAUUGUGACUCGGCUUCAGGAGCCCGGAGCCGUUCCAAACGCAGGGGCAGCGGCAGCACCGCCCACGACCAUGGUGAACGGCUACACCAUGCGGAACCACCUGCUGAAGCAGCAGAUCAUCAGGCGGCAGCAGCAGCAGCAGCAGCUACAGGAAAAGCAGAGGCACGGCAUGAUCGGAGUGACCUCCGAGCAGAGGGGCCCAUUUGCGCGCCAGCAGAUCAAUCAAUUUCCCGCGGGGUCCCAGCCCAUGCCGACCGAGUGCAGCCCCUCCUUGCAGGCGCCUUCGCCCGGCCAUCGCAUGCUGCCUCCCGCGCAGCAGGGCCUCCUGCAGAACGCCUUGGGGCCCGGCAUCUCCUCGGCUGCGGUGAACCAGAGCGGAGGGCCGAUGGUGAUGAUGCCCCACAACCCCGGCAAGCAGCCCUCGAUGUUCCCCUCCAAUUCCGAUUUCGGCCUCCCGCUCCGGCCGAGCCAAAACUCCCUCGGCAUGAGUUCGGGGUGCCAAACGGUCCACAGCCACCCGGCGGCGCGGCCGGGGAUGCCGUUGUCCGGCUUUGGUGCCGAUUCCUUGGCGGGCCACCCUUCCGCCCAGCAGCACUUGCGGCAGCCGGCGAUGCCGAGGAUCCCCAGCGUGUACCCCAGCUCCUCUGCUCAGAUGUGGACCCCGACGGGAGUCCCUCGCAUGCCCAACCAGAGCCAGAUGGAGGCCAACAUGCAGCAGUUCUCCGGCAACCCUCUCUUCGCAAAGCAGAACCUGGCGAGGACCGGCAUCCCCGGCCAGCCGUUUCCCCACCCGCUGGUGGUGCCGCCCAACCAGAUCGCUCCGGGCGUCCAAGCCAGGCAGAUACAGAAGGUCAACCUGGGGCAGCCCGGCCAAAACUUGGGUCCUCUCAACAACCAGAACCUGAGGCACAGUUUGACCCGCGGGCCUUUGCCGGCGGCCAUGAAUGCCAUGAAGCCCAUGCCACAGGGCGUGGUGUCCGGCUUCAGCCCGCUCAACCCCGCUCAGGCGGUGGGCCUGCCCUCCUACCCCGGCUCGGCCGGCCAGUCAACGGGAGCGUUCGGCAGGAUGAGUGCCGCCACCGCCGCUGAGCUGCCUCCGCAAUACGACUUCAUCACCCAGCAAAACCAUUCCGUUUUGCCCGGAAACUGCAGCGAGGCCGACUUUAUUGACUCUCUCAUGAAGAACAGCGGCAGCGGCAGCACUGACGAAGACUGGCUUAAUAAUUUGACAAUGAUCGAUGACAUUUUGGGGCAGCACAUCCAAAGCUCCGGACACGUGUAAUUCUUGAGGGAAGCAGGCGGAUAUGUAAAUAGUUGCUCCACAAAAUGGAAAAAAAAAUCACACACACACAGAAAAUCCUCCCCUUCUUUCAGUGUCAAACGAACGAACGUGCCCAACUAAUUCUCCUCCCUGUUUUUCAAAAGGCUGUGUAUAUAUUUGAAUAUUUUGUAAAUUAUGUUUUCCUAAACAUUAAAUAUGGAAGUAUUGAUACUUCUUUGCUGGACUCUUUGUAAAUAACCUCUAGACUCCUCCAAGUCUGGUUUUCUUAUGUUAUAGGAACUGAUUUACACUUUGUUCUAAAUAUGCAAAUAUUAUUGCUAGUUUCAGUAAUACUGUGUAUUACAGCACCCGAUAUUUUAUGUUUUUGACAUAACAGGUGAAUUAGGGGUGUCCCGGCAAACGGAGUAAACAGGAAGCAAGGCUCGCCGUCCUCCCUUCCUCCUCCCACCAGAGCGUUAGCGUGGUGGGUACGUGGUGGAAUUAAAAACCCAAUGUGACUUGAAUGGAUGGAGGGUUCACCACCAGGCUCAGAAAUUCACCCAGGAAAAGGGUUUGGAGAAAGCAAGUGUCGCUGCCGACUACCCUUUUCAACGGGGUUUGCCAAAGGCUGCCUUUAGACCCUUCUUUUGUCAUAACAAUGGGCAUCUGCACUGUACGGUGAACGCAGUUUGAUGCCACUUUCAUUGCCGUGGCUCAGUGCUGUGGGAUCAUGAGAAGCGCCGUUUGGUGAAGCAAAGUUUUGGCGAAAUCUGCUUGUUCGAGUUCAUUUGAGCGCAACUGAGAGAAGAGACAGACAGACAGCAGAUUUGGAUCCCAGCCUUGUUUAAACUACAGUAGAGUCUCUCUUAUCCAACCUUCGGUCAUUCAACGUUCUGUAUUAUCCAACACAGUCUGCCUCCUGCCCGGAUCCACAGUGGUUUCUCUAGGUAGCAACGUGCAGCAGGCCGAGACGCCCAACAAUAACACAAGUGGAGCCACGCUCCCAAACAAGUGGCAGGCUUGUUGUAAACUAUAAGACAGUUUUUCAUAUAUACGCUAUAGUCAUGGAACAUUUAAUGUGUAGACAAGGAUUGUAGAGGUUCAGAUUAUACUAAAUGAUUCCAAAUACACGUCUCUAAACCAAACUUGGACAUAUAUGUUUGAAUGUACAGACUUCUAUGUGGAACAUGAACUUUGUAUGUCAUUGGACUCACAAACCUUGAGUAUAAGAGCUAUGCUUUCUAUGUACAUGUGUAUUUGUAACACAUUGAUUAUAUUGUUUUGGAUUCUGCUUUAGGAAUUCUCGCCUUUCCUAUAUAAGCAUGAUUUUGGUUUAGAGACGUGUAUUUGGAAUCAUUUAGUAUAAUUUGAACCUCUACAAUCCUUGUCUACACAUUAAAUGUUCCAUGACUAUAGCAUAUAGAUGAAAAACUGUCCUAUAGUUUAUAUUAGAAUCAUAGAAUCAUAUUAUUGGAUUAUAUUUCUGUUUGUAGUGGCCUCUUGCCUUUGUACUUUGGGGAAUCCCUUCUCUGUAAGGCUUGUAAAACAGGAUGUUUUGCUGCUUAAUUUGUAAAAUCACAACGUAAUUUGAUGUUUAAUAGACUUUUCCUUAAUCCCUCCUUAUUAUCCAACAUUUUUGCUUAUCCAACCUUCUGCUGGCCCGUUUAUGUUUGAUACGCGAGACUCUAUCAUAUUUGCAAAACAGCGGAGACGGUCUCCGCUAAUGCUGAAAGGGAACUGCACUAAGUCCGGCGUCAAUAAAAGAAGGCGAAAAGACUGGGUUGCUGUGAGUUUUCCGGGCUGCAUGGCCAUGUUCCAGAAUCAGACAGACCUUGAAGCUGAAAGGCUAUUCAGUGCUAAUCAAGGUGGCCAACUGCACCAUUCACACUUGCCUCCAAUAGACAAGAGUUCUUUCUUUCUCCCAACCUGGACUUUCCACAGAUAUAGAAACCCCACUUGCCUAGUUUCUAACAAACCUCACAACCUCUGAAGAUGCCUGCCAUAGAUGUGGGCAAAACGUCAGGAGAGAAUGCUUCUGGAACAUGGCUAGACAACCCGGAAAAUUCACCGCAACCCAGUGAUUCUGGCCAUGAAAGCCUUCGACAACACAAGGCUACAGAGCUUACGAAACGAUGCCUCCCGGGAUUCCACAACAUCGAGCAGCUCAAGUGGUAUCAAACUGCAUUAAUUCUAAAGUAUAGAUGCAGCAAGAGCCCCGAAAUUGGCCCAUGCCCAGUCUAUGGAAUAACAAACAUGUUACUAAGAGAAUAUGGGACCAUGUCCGGUUUUCUUAUGCAACUUCUCUGCACCGGAAAAGCAUGCAUGUGCGCAAAAGAUGGGUCUUGUUUUCAACCAAGCUUCCUGGUUUGCCCACCUCGGCCAUGUAUAUUUGUAUGUACAGGUGUAAACGCUCCUGGUUCCAAACCGUUUGGAGUACUCUCUGUUUUUAAUGGGAGGCUCUCUCUCUCUUUCCCUAUAAACCGCGACUAUCUUAAACUUUGAUGUUUUUAUUUCCUGUCCUCUGUAUAUUUAAGAGUCUGUUUAUAAAAGAAACCCAUUGUACCGUCAACUACUACAAUGUUCAUACUUUGUGUAAUCCUCUUUUAAUAGCCAUGUCACCUUCCAUUUGUAAGAUAACACCCGCCACCCAAGCACAUCCAAAUGUUUCCUCCUUCAUGCCAUAAUAAAACUGCCAGGGAAAAAUUGCA
Anolis carolinensis (green anole) is the source of this 5823-nucleotide messenger RNA. It is a transcript of the gene mamld1, whose product is annotated as mastermind like domain containing 1. The record is from RefSeq and is a predicted model, not a curated record. Gene Ontology annotation, biological process: regulation of transcription by RNA polymerase II. Gene Ontology annotation, cellular component: nuclear body. The transcript is spliced from 5 exons. Bases 230 to 3136 code for a protein of 968 amino acids. NCBI's taxonomy places the organism in Eukaryota, Metazoa, Chordata, Lepidosauria, Squamata, Anolidae.